AUGUUCCUUCAAAAAGUUUCACGACAACAAACCAAUAUUGAAUUGGACGAGAGUCAUGGACUCAGAAACUACACAACACAAAAUGAAAACUAUGUAAUGAAGAAUUUUACAGAGUUCUCACCUGUUGAUAGCUCGAACUUUGGAUUAGUUAAUCAUAUAGAAUUUCAUCCGACAAGGAAUCGACAAUUCCUCAUCACACAUAAAAAUUCCGUACAAAUAGUUGAUGAAGAAUAUAAAAAGAUUAUUCGAUAUACUAAAUUUCAAAGAGAUUCUCAAUUAUAUAGUGCAAGUUAUAGACCAGGAGAUGGUUUAUUGUUUGCAGUUGGUACUAAUAGUGGUGUUGUUAAACUUUUUCAAUCCUAUGACAAGGAAUUGACAGCACAAAGAUUGAACCAACCAAUUAAAAUUAUUUUCACAAGCUCAAAGAAUGAACAUGAUUAUACAGCUAUACAAUUAACUAGAUUCCUCUCUCAACAACAUUCUGACAAUAUUUUAGCAGGUAGUGAUGAUGGUGUUGCUAGAUUAUUUAACAUUAUUUCAGGAAAGAAGGUCAGAGAGUUUUCAAGACACUCUGAUUACAUCAAGGCAGGAUGUAUCUUUAGUAAUGGAACUGAAAGCAGCAAUGAUAUUUCUUCUUCACCAGAUUUAUUUGCAACAGGUGCUUACGACCAUCUCAUUAAGGUUUGGGAUGUAAGAGAAUCAGAUAAUAGUGCUUGUGUCAUGCAAUUCGAUCAUGGUGCUCCAGUUGAGUGUGUUGUUAAACAUCCAACUGCUCCAAUCAUGUACAGUUGUGGUGGAAAUUACUUUAAAGUUUGGGAUCUUUUACAAAGAAGGGAAAUGUUAACCAUGCAUGGAUCUCACCAGAAAACAAUUACAUCCCUUUCACUUGCAUCAGGUGGUGGAAAUUAUUUAAUGACCAGUGGUUUGGAUAAUUUAACAUGUUUCUUCAAGAUUGAUGAAAAUUAUAAUCAAAUUCACAACAUUUCAUUUGAUGGACCAGUUAUGGCCAAUGCCAUUUCAAGAGAUGAAAGACAAAUUGUUUUGGGAUUGAAUGGACCUGCUAGAGUUUUGAAAUCUCAAAGAAUUGAUAGAAAAGUUUUAAGAGCUGAUAUUUAUAGAGAAGAAAUGACAAAGGAAAACUAUAAGAACUUUGUCAAUAGUGCCUUGUUAAAUCAAAUUUUCGAAAUGCAAGAAGAAAUAUUCUUACCAGGAAAAAGAUCUGUAAAUUUAUUACACUUCAAGUCUCAACUCUCCAAAUAUAAUUACAAACUUGCUUUGCAAAAGGCCGUUACCAAGUUUAAGGAGCAACCUGUCAUUGUUAUGAGUUUGAUUGCCGAAUUGGAAGUUAGAAAUGAAACCUUGAAUGCUAUCAAUGCUAUGGAUGAAACACGUUUGUCCAAUGUUUUACAAUUUAUCAAUAUGCACAUUAGAGAUCCUAGAUUUUCCACCUCCCUCAUUCCUUUCACACAAAUUGUUCUUAAACAUUAUGGCCAAGUUGUGGGGUUGAGUGAAAAGGUUGAUAAUCUUUUGAGAACUUUGAGAAAGAAGAUUAAUCAAGAAAUUCAAGCACAAGAAAAAUUAUGUCAACUCAAGGGUAUUUUGGACAUGUUAAUGAUUACCAAUUUGAGUUACACUCCAAAGCCAACUGUUGAUUAAUAAAUCAUUUUGCU
Naegleria gruberi is the source of this 1670-nucleotide messenger RNA. Its product is annotated as WD40 repeat domain-containing protein. The transcript has a single exon. Gene Ontology annotation, molecular function: protein binding. The record is from RefSeq and is a predicted model, not a curated record. The coding region runs from base 1 to 1656 and encodes 551 amino acids. Gene Ontology annotation, biological process: positive regulation of transcription by RNA polymerase I; rRNA processing. Lineage: Eukaryota; Heterolobosea; Eutetramitea; Acrasida; Naegleriidae. Gene Ontology annotation, cellular component: nucleolus.